Molecule: messenger RNA, 771 nt
Organism: Drosophila innubila
Lineage: Eukaryota; Metazoa; Arthropoda; Insecta; Diptera; Drosophilidae
Product: alpha/beta-gliadin MM1-like
Exons: 3
Coding region: 1-771 (256 amino acids)
Source: RefSeq, a predicted model, not a curated record
AUGCGAAAUUCCACACCCAAAGCAUAUCAGAUUUUUGCCCGUGCCGCAACGGAGAAUGUCGAUGAAGAGGAUCCUGAGCCACAGGGACGGAUCUUUUCGAUUGUCAGCGCUUCAGAACCAGCGAGAUAUCCAUUGUACGAUUCGAAACCGAUUAUAAUCACACCGCCGUCCCAACCAGCGUAUCCACAUCCGCCAUUUUAUCCAGGGUAUCCACAGCAACCGCCCGUGAUACAUCCUGUACCCUAUCCAGUGCAUCCGCCACAUCCACAAACGAUCAUCAAGCCAAUCGAACAGAUGCAAUUGAAUGAUAUUUCCCAACUGACUCAGUUAAUUUUGGCUCAAAAUCAGGCUCAACAGUUGCAGCAGAUUCAAUCGAUCCAACAAGUGCCACAAAUCCAGCCGAUCCAACAACUUCCACAAAUUCAACAGAUCCAACAACUUCCACAGUUCCAGGUUCAAUCGCAGUCGUUGCCAGUGCCUGUGAUUUAUCGACCAUUCAACAGCAAUCAGGAAGGAACCUUUACACUCGCCGAUCAGCCAGACCUGACAGCUGAUCAAUUGGUUGACAUCAAUGAGGAGGAUCAGCUCACGCUAAAGCCUCAGAGAAGUCCGAUUCUGGUGCGUCGCCAAAAACCCAAGAAGAAGUCUAAGAAGAACAAAAAAGUCAGGGUACAGCAAAUCUAUGUCGCUCUGAAUCCAGCCCAACAACAACAACUUCAAGCUGAAGCUCAACCUCAAGCUCAAGCUAACAAUAUGGAGGCCUCAAUAUAA